AAGCAUGUUGUAGGCGGGGCGUAGCGAGAGGCAAGAUGGCGGCGUACAGAGCAGGGGUGAUUGGGGCCGGUAGUUGGCGGCUGGUUGUGCCUCAGCGCAUGACAGGGGUUGUUAUGGGGGCGGCGGGCACAGGCCGGUGUCUUUCUUUCCUCGGGGUGUCAGGCGGCGGCUCUGGGCUGGGAGUCAGGGCUUAUAUGAGCCAGCUGGGGGCUCCUGCCAGUCACCUUGUACACAGGGCAGCGGAGAGGAGCAGCCUCCCAUUGGCUAAAGCCACUUACCCGGCAGUGAGAGGCUACAGAACCGGGGGGUGGUGGAGGGAAUCAGACAGGAGCAGCAGGAAGGUGCUGGGCUUAGUCUUUGUGCUGGGGGGCUCCCUGGGGGUUUUCCAGGCGCUGAAGUCCUCCCUGGGGGAACAGAGGGCUGAGGAGAAGCAGCAGCAGCAGCAGCAGGCUGAGGACGGAUCAUUCAGGCUGACCCUGUACCAGUACAAAACCUGCCCGUUCUGCAGCAAAGUACGCGCCUUCCUCGAUUAUUAUCGCUUGCCUCAUGAGAUCGUAGAGGUCAAUCCGGUCAUGAGAGGAGAGAUAAAGUUCUCCAGCUACAGAAAGGUUCCCAUCCUGAUUGCCGACUCGGGCUCUUCCUUGCAACUCAACGACUCCUCUGUUAUUAUCAGCGUGAUGAAGAGUUUCCUCACCUCCAACAAAAGCUUGGAGGAAAUCCUGUCCUAUUACCCAUCGAUGAAAGCUGUGAAUGACAAGGGGAAGGAGGUGGUCGAAUACAAUAACAAGUACUGGCUGAUGCUGGAUGAACGGGAGACCGAGCGAAUCUAUCCUACCAAAGAAUCCCGAGUUGAAGAGAUGAAAUGGCGCAGAUGGGCAGACGACUGGCUUGUACACCUCAUCUCCCCCAAUGUGUAUCGGACCCCCCACGAAGCCCUCGCCUCCUUCGACUACAUCGUCCGAGAGGGGAACUUUGGCACGGUGGAAGGCUUGUUUGCUAAAUAUGUAGGAGCUGUAGCCAUGUUCAUCAUUGGCAAAAGGCUGAAGAGCAGGCACCACCUUCAGGACGAUGUGCGUCAGGAUCUUUACUCCGCAGCCAACGAUUGGGUGUCGGCCGUGGGCAAGCACAGGAAAUUUAUGGGAGGAUCUCAGCCCAACCUGGCUGAUCUGGCAGUGUACGGGGUGCUGCGAGUUAUGGAGGGGUUGGAAUCCUUCAAUGAUAUGAUGAACAACACCAAAAUCAAGCCCUGGUACGAGCGGAUGGCUACAGCUGUUUAUAGCCCCGUAGACUCACAGUGAGCAACUGCCCUGAAGGGGAGAGGGUUGACUGCACUAACAGGUUUUACUAUGGCGAGCAAAAACCCAGGAAUAACCAAAGCCGAAGUACUUAGUUAGUCUUAACAUGAUCACUUCAGUUAAAUUCUGGGAAAUCCCAGAAUGCAUUAUGCAUUUUGCAGGAGUCCUUUGCUUGCUGGCUUAGGAAACGGUUAAAAAAAAAAAUUCUAUAGUGUAGUCUGGAUCUUAACAUCCAAUCACUUAUCAGAACUCUGUUUUACUGUAACAAUAGCAUUUGGACUGCUGGACAGUGGAUGCAACGCGUUUGGAGCACUUCCUAUAACCAUGGACUAUUCACUUGUUUCCUAUUAGGAUAUUUUGGUCUUGGGAUCCUGCAAAAUCUCAAUAAACAGGUAGAACUGUA
Messenger RNA from Xenopus laevis (African clawed frog), 1698 nucleotides. RefSeq names its product prostaglandin E synthase 2 L homeolog (gene ptges2.L). Bases 36 to 1298 code for a protein of 420 amino acids. Gene Ontology annotation, cellular component: mitochondrion; endomembrane system. Gene Ontology annotation, molecular function: prostaglandin-E synthase activity. NCBI's taxonomy places the organism in Eukaryota, Metazoa, Chordata, Amphibia, Anura, Pipidae. The record is from RefSeq and is a predicted model, not a curated record. The transcript is spliced from 8 exons. Gene Ontology annotation, biological process: prostaglandin biosynthetic process.